Messenger RNA from Rotaria sordida, 2244 nucleotides. The record is from the annotation of a GenBank genome assembly. NCBI's taxonomy places the organism in Eukaryota, Metazoa, Rotifera, Eurotatoria, Philodinida, Philodinidae.
AUGGGUAACGGAAUAACAGUUAAUAAAAAACAAUUACCCGGUGUACCACAACCACCAGGUGCACGUAAAAUAGUUGUUAUUCCUUAUCAAAAUUGGAUUUAUUAUGAUGCACGUCGUUUUGGUCAUUUUAAUCAAUUUAGUACCGAUAAUAGUUGUGAAAUAUCUUUAAAUAAUAAUAAUAAUAAUAAUAAUAAUAAUACUAUAUCAUCUGGUCUCCCAUCACUUUCACCAAAUUCAUUUUCAUCUCCUUCAUCAUUUGUAUCAACAUCAUUAUCAUUAACAAAUGAUUUUAUUAUUCAAACUAAAACACAAUUAGCAUCAACAUCUGUUCCAUCAUCAUUAACAUUUUCAACUAAUAAAUCAAAUAUUCGUUAUAAUAGUAAUAAUAUUAAUACUAAUACUAAUACUAAUACUAAUAAUUAUUAUUCAUCAACAUCUACAUUUGCUGGUUCAACAAUGACUUUAUCAAAUUCAUCAUCAACAGUAACAUGUUCAUCAAUACUACCAUCAAAUGAUCAUGAUUCACGUCGUUUACAUCCAAAACCAAUAUAUUAUGUUAAUGGAAGAUUUUUUAAAAGUUUAACACGUCUUGGUGAUGCACAAUUUAUAUUAAGUGAACAUGGUGAAGAUGAUAUUAUAUUAACAGUACCAUCAAAUAUUGAACGUUAUCGUACAAAUGAUAAUACUGUACGUGAUCGUAUACAUCGUUUAAAUCGUGUUAUUGCAUGUUGUGAUGAAUUUAUUGUCUUUCAAUUAUGGAAAGGAAAUAAUGAAGUUGAAGUAUUUCUAUUUGAUCGACCUAUACCAACUGAAUCAUUAAAAAUAAAAUCAUCAACUAAAUGUACAUGUUUUCAUCGACAAUCUAAAACAACAUUAAUUCAACAAGAACAAACAUCAAAUACAAAUUUAUUACCACAAUCAUCAUCAACAUCAAUUAAUGAAUCAACAAUACGUAUUAAUCGACAUAGUUCAUUAAUGCAAACAGCAACAUUAAGUGCUUAUCAUACUGGUGAACCACAACGUUCACCAAUUAAAUCAUGUUCAUUAUUAAAUAAUACAGAAAAUCGUUUAGAUAUGCAAAAUGAUGCAUAUGAAUUUGUUGAUAAUACAAAAAAAGCUUCAUAUUUAAUUGGUUCAGCACGAUGUACAUUGGUAACUGCUUCAGCUGCUAUUAUUGCUAAUAAUCCUAAUGCUAAUAAUAACAAUAUAACAAUAACAUCGACUACGUCGAGAGCCCGAUUUGGGAAAUCGGCGAGUCGUUCAACUAUGGUCAAUACACGUUCAUAUUCAAUAUCAAAUGCUAAUGAUUUAAUAAAUAAUAAAAAUCAACAAAAUCAUUUAAAUAAUAAUUCAAAACAUCGUUCAACCCCAUAUUUAUCAUCAUCAUGUUGUUGUAUGGAUAGUAGAGAUUCUGUUUUAUUACCAGCAUCAUCUUCACCAACAUUUUCUUUAUCAUUAUCAUCAUCAACAUGGAAUAGUCGUAUUGUUCGAAAACUUAAUUCUGUUGCACAUCGUUUUAAUGCACGAUCAUAUACUUGUUUAAUAUCACCUGAUCGAACAAAAUUAUUAAUAACACCUGAUUAUGAAGAUAAACAUUCAUAUAGUCAUCAAAUACAUGAAGUAACUGUUAUAUUUGAUAUAAAAACUUAUGUAAUAUUACGUAUAACACCAGCUCGUUAUGAUCAACGAUUUUCAUUUGAUCCACGUUAUGGUCAUUCACGUUUAGCAGAAUUUGAUACAGUUCGUGGUCAAAUAACUGAUAUAAAAAAAGAUCGUGUGCUUGUUUGUUCAAAUCAUACAUUGAAAACAAAAGUUUAUCGAGUUGAAUAUACAAAUGAUGGACAUCUUAUUAUUGUUUUAUGCACACUUCCAAUAUUUCAACGUGUAAAACGAAAUUAUUUUCUUUAUAUAUUAAAUUCAUCUACAUUAUUACAUACACGUAGUAUAAUAGAUUAUCGUGGUCCAUUUUUUUCACCAUUUGUAUUUACAAAUGAAUUUUCACUUUUAUUUAAUAUUUAUCCAUCAUUAUCAAAUUGUUGUUCAACAUUAGCUAUUUUAAAAAAUAUUGAACCAUCAUCAAAUGUACGUCUUAUUGAAGUUUAUUCAUUACCAUAUACAUGUACAACAUUAAAAGCUAUAAUACGACGAAAUAUUUUACGUUAUGUUGAUAGAAAACAACUUAAACAAUUAUGUUUACCAGACAAUUUAAAAGCUUAUUUAGCUUAUAAACCACAAUUUGUUUAA